AUGCAUCGAAAUUUGGAUUCCACUUCAGAAUUAACAGAAUUCGCUCCUCUGAGUCCAGAGGAUAGAUCAGGUUUUAGUUUGCUUGGAAUUUCAAAAUUUUUUAAACUUGGCAGAGAAUCCAACAAAGAAAAAGAAAAUGCUUCUAGUAAAAGUGAUACUGAAUGGCAACAGCCUGCAAAUACAUCUGAAGCAGCUUCUAAUUCAAAUUUACAGUAUUCGUUAACCAUUAGUGAAGGAAGGAGCUUACCAAAUGUAUUAAAAAGAAUAAGCAAUUUAGUUGCCUUAAAAAAUGUUGGUCUAACUUCUUAUAAAGAUACUGACUUAAAACAAUAUUGGAUGCCGGAUUCUUUCAGUAAAGAAUGCUAUGACUGUGGUGAGAAAUUUACAACAUUUCGAAGAAGGCAUCAUUGUAGAGUUUGUGGUCAAAUAUUCUGUUCGAAAUGUUGUAAUCAGGAAAUACCUGGAAAAAUAAUGGGAUGUACAGGUGAUUUAAGAGUCUGCACCUAUUGCUGCAAAGUGGUUUUGUCAUAUCUUCAAUCUGCUGAUAUUGGAGCUGAUUUAUCAGCUGAUCUUAAAGCUUUACAGGAAGAUUUGCAAACUAAAUUUGGAAAUAUUGUUAAAAAUGCAGAUAAUUUUCAAACUGGUAAUGUUUCUUCAUGUGAUAUUUCUGAAAAAGGGGAAGCAAAUUCAAGUUUAAGAAGAAAAUUAUCUGUUGGUUAUCAAGAAGAAAUGUUUUUUAUGGGUCGAGCUCAAAGUCCUAGUUAUUUGUCAGAGGAAGAAAGAUGUAGAGCACUACAAAGCUCAACAAGUUUAAGAAACUUGUAUGAAGAAGUAGUAACUCCACCAAAUGGUAUACCUUUGCAAUCGCAUAGAUACCGCCUUCGAAGUUUUCCAAAUUGCUUUUUUGGAAGUGAAUUAAUUGAUUGGUUACUUACACAAAAUAAAGCAGGAACAAGAGUUCAGGGAAUAGCAAUUGGGCAAGCUUUAUUGGAAGCUGGAUAUCUGGAAUCUGUCAGUGAAUUAAGUUUUGUUGAUGGUUUAUCACUCUACCGCCCAGUAUCUUUAGUUACGCAAAAUUCGGAUAUGAGUAAUCCCAGCGAUGGACAAGAGCCUUUAUGGGUUAAACAAAUUCAGCAUCAGAGUACAGAUUCCGAAUCUGAGAAGUUAUCGGGUUCGGAAGAAGAUAAUUUUAAAAAAUCAAAUUCGAAUUAUUUACUAAAUAUAAAUGUAAGAGACAACAUAGUCCAUGUUAGUCGUCCCUCUCCUCCAUUGCUAGAAGGAUUUCAAAAUUUAGAUAAAUCUCCGAGUACCCAAGGAAAACAAUCGGAAAUUUUGCAAGAAAAAAUUAAUCUUAGAAAAGAUUCUAAUGAAUUAAUUCUAAAUUCAAGCUGGGAUAAAGCAUCCGGUUUAGUUCCAGAAAUAGACGGAAAAGAUCCUAGUCAUCAGAAUUUUAGCUUAGCGUUUGAACAUCACAAACAAAGUCUUGUACGGCAAAUGUUAAGCACCGAAGGUCUUAACCAGUCUUGGUCAGAUACGAUUCAAAAAAUAACUUCUGAAGUGAUAGAUUUAGUUCGUCCCGAUAUGAAAAAUGACGAAGAUGAAAUGGAUAUUCGAUUGUACGUUCAAAUAAAAAAGUUACCGGGAAGUCAUAAAAAUGAUAGUUGCAUUGUUCCGGGAAUAGUUUGCAGUAAAAAUAUUGCCCACCGAUCUAUGAGAUCUCGAAUUUUAAAUCCUAGAAUUCUUCUUCUUCGUUGUUCCGUUGCUUACGAAAGAAUCGAAGGUCGUUUAUUACCUUUGGAACCGGUAAUAAUGCAGGAGCACGAAUACUUGAGGCAUGUAGUUGCUCGAAUAGCUGCAUUACAGCCUGAUAUUGUUAUGGUGUACAAGAAUGUUUCUCGAUUAGCUCAGGAGUAUCUUUUAAAACUUGGAAUUACUCUGGUGAUCAACACAAAAUUAAGCAUUUUGGAAAAAGUAUCCAGAUUUACAGAGGCUGAUAUUGUCACCAGCGUUGAUGCCCACAUAAGUAAACCUCAGUUAGGAACUUGUCAAUUGUUUUAUUUAAAAACUUUUCAAACAGAAAACGAAGGAAUUAAAACACUCAUGUUCUUCGAAGGCUCGUCAAAUCCUGCUGCUGGAUGUUCACUUCUUUUAAGAGGGGGAAAUAUGUCGGAAUUGAAAAAAUUAAAAAAAAUUGUCAACUUCAUGAUUUUUGCCUGUUACAAUUGGAAAUUGGAAAAGUCAUUUUUGGUGGACGAAUUUGCCAAACCUCCAAACACUUGCUACGAAUUAUUUGAAGAAUCUCCCGACCAAGAUUAUAAAUGUACCGAAUUUGAAUCAAAAACGAAAACGGAAUCGAAAAUUAAAAUGGAUAAGGAAGAUAAAAAAAUAACAGUGGAAACUGUUCAAGACUGUAGCGAUCCUUUACAGUCUUAUUUAAAUCAUUCCGAUGACUUAACAUCUAAACAAACAGACACAAACUUGGUGGAACAGUUAUCAGUGGCAGAGUUACCAUUUAGCAAUAAAUUCAGAAAGUCUCUUGACGAUACCAUACUAUCGGUCAGUUUAUUCGUGAAAUUUGCGGUACCGUAUCUAGAAACAGAAUCCGGUCGUAAUUGUAUAUUAAGAAAAUACUUUCCCAAGGAUAUUUUUUAUUCGAAACAAUUUUUAGACAAGUCAGAAUUAGAUAAGCUUGGAAAUUUUUUAGAGGAUUCGGAAAACAAUAACGUAACCAAUCAUUUAAAAGGCAUUGAACUACUUCCCAAGCAUCCGUUCGUAACUGCUAAGAUUACAGACACUGCCGACAGCAUUGAAGUACAAACGUUGCUUGCAUUGUAUCGUGCAAACGGAGGAAGAAUCCCGUACAUUCUUACGGAGAGCGAAAAAAAAGAAUAUCGAGAAAAUACAAAAAAUCAAAUUAAAAAUUCUGCUGUGGCAAAAAAAUCAGAAAAAUUAGACGUGUUAGAUCCCGUCAAUCAUCAAAGAUUAGCUGUUUUGUUUUGUAGUUAUUCUUACUCCAGUCAGAAUUUUCCAACUUUUUGUGUUGAUCCCUGGGUAGUUAACAUGUAUUAUUACGGAACUUAUGAUAUUUCACUGGGAAGCUUUUUAGAAAGAUAUUGCUUCAGAUUAUCAUACAAUUGUCCUUCCGCCACUUGUAACACUCCAAUGUUGGAUCACGUGAGAAGAUUUGUUCACGAUCCCGGAUGCAUUCAUUUGACUCUAAAUCAUUUGGAACAACUUGAUUCGAAACAAAUUGUCAUGUGGAGUUGGUGUCCAAAAUGUCAAACAGGUACUCCUAUGAUUCCCAUGUCUUCCGAUACUUGGUCGUUGUCUUUUGCCAAGUAUUUGGAACUUAGAUUUAGAGCUCAUGUUUACACGAGAAGAAAUUCGGAUUCGUGCAAACAUUCACUUCAUCACGAUCACUUCCAGUAUUUCGGAAUGAAUAAAAUUGUCGCACUAUUUAAAUUUUCGACCAUAAGAAUUUGGGAAAUUUGUCUUCCGCCGUCGGUGAUUAAUUUGCAAUUCGAAAACGUAACGCAAAAUACAAUAACCGACGAACUUAGAAAUUUGGCUAUCAAGGGUCACGAUAUUUUCUCUUUAAUUUUGGAACAUCUUCAUAACUUGGAAGGAAGCGAAGAUGAUAUGCAAGCUAUGAAGGUUUUGCAACAAAAGGAGCAUGCGCAUUUUAAAGCUAAAAUUGAAGAAAUUCAAUUAAAAUUAACUUCUCCGGUAUUUGAAAAUGUCAAACCGGACGGAAACAAAUGCGAUAAAGAAAUCGAAGUAUUGUUGUGGCGAAUAGAAGAUUCGAUUGUUUAUUUAAAAAAGCUGAUUAUGGAGGCUGUGAUUGGUUGGAAUGCUCGGUUUCAAGAGGCUGCGAACGCAACGAAAAGAAAAGACGAUAAAGAAAGGGAAAAAAUUAAACGAACGAGUGAGGGUUCUAAAUCAGCGAGUCAAUUUUCUUUUCCGGAUGGACAUGAAGUAAGUGUUUACAGUACAAACAAUACGGGUCAUCAAUUUAUGGACAGCGUAACGGAUUCCAUGGAUAUGGAUUCCGAUGAUAAUUUGAGCGUGCGAUUCAGCACGUCUGACAUUUGCGAACAGGAUAAGACUGCAGACGAUUCGAACAGUAGAAAAAUUAGUUGCGACUCUAAUCCUAACUGCGAAGAAAGUCAAGCCGACAGCAAAUAUGAUAAAAAGUCCGUUAAAAAUAUUUUAUCACACAUACUCACUUCUAAUAAGGAAUACGUUCCUUUGAUGAAUCCGUGGAAUCCUCAGGAACAUUAUUUAUUACCCCCAGGUGUCAAUGCCAGUAUAAUGGUGCAUGAAAACGAACCGUCUUCUAUUAUUUCCUACGCUUUGUCUUCUCACGAUUAUCACAAAUUUCUGGAAGAUAUUCAGCAAAGAAAAUUACAUCUUUCGUCAUCUUCGGAGGGACCUAUUCCCAGUCCCGUGGCACGUAAAAAAACUCUGUCGUUAACGUUCAGCGCCGAAAAAGAAACAGAAAAUUCUGAUUCGAGAAAAUCCACCGUUUUAUCAUUUUUAAGAGGAAAUAGUCAAGUGACUCCGAGCAGCAAUCAAAAUUUAAAUCCGAAAUCUGCCGGGGAUAAUUCGGGACUUAACGUGUCCGGAAUUUCGGAUAACGGAAGUGCGAAUAUUUUAGAUCUCGAAGACAAAACGGAAGAGGGAUUGAAAAAAGGAAGCAAAUCAUCGUCGACAUCUCACGUCGAAAUCAUAUUCGGUGACGGCAGCACUAAUUUUUACUGUCGGGUAUAUUUUGCGGAUCAAUUUGCUGCUUUGAGACAAACGGUAUUUCCCAUCGGCGAAGAAGCCUUCGUUCGCUCUUUAUCGAGAUGCGUUCACUGGGCCGCAAGAGGAGGGAAAUCAGGGUCAACGUUUUGUAAAACCAAAGAUGAUAGAUUUAUUUUAAAGGAAAUGUCGAAAUUGGAACUCCAGCUGUUUUUAGAUUUUGCCAAUCAUUAUUUUAAUUACAUACAAAAAUGUCAGGAUUCCAAUCAGCCUACGCUUUUAGGGAAAAUCGUGGGUGUGUACACCGUGAGUUUUCGAAACACCAAUACGAAUUCUACAUUAAAGUGCAAUUUAUUAGUCAUGGAAAAUCUUUUUUACAAAAAAAACGUUUCGCAAAAAUACGAUUUGAAAGGUUCCGUGAGGAAUCGUUUGGUGAAUCCAUCUUUGCAAGGCGAAGGAGAAAUUGUGUAUUUGGAUGAAAAUUUGCUUCAAAUCACGACGGAUUCUCCGCUUUACAUUCUUUCUCAUUCGCAAGCCGUAUUGAUGAGCGCCAUUGAAAACGAUACUCAAUUUCUGGCAGCACAAACCGUCAUGGAUUAUUCCCUGCUCGUGGGUUUAGAUGAGGACAGACGAGAGCUCGUCAUCGGAAUAAUAGAUUACAUCAGAACGUUUACGUGGGAUAAAAAAUUGGAAACGAUGGUUAAAAAAUCGGUCAUCAUGGGAGGGCAGGGUAAGCAACCCACGGUCAUUCAACCGAAAGAUUACAGGGAUCGUUUCAUUGCGGCCAUGCACAGGUAUUUUUUGCCGGUACCCGAUAGAUGGACGGGAUUGGGAAAAACUGUCGAAAUUUAA
This is a messenger RNA of Pediculus humanus corporis (human body louse), 5595 nucleotides long. Its product is annotated as FYVE finger-containing phosphoinositide kinase, putative. Gene Ontology annotation, molecular function: 1-phosphatidylinositol-3-phosphate 5-kinase activity; metal ion binding; ATP binding. The coding region runs from base 1 to 5595 and encodes 1864 amino acids. Lineage: Eukaryota; Metazoa; Arthropoda; Insecta; Psocodea; Pediculidae. The transcript is spliced from 20 exons. Gene Ontology annotation, biological process: intracellular signal transduction; phosphatidylinositol metabolic process. The record is from RefSeq and is a predicted model, not a curated record.